AUGUUGACGUUCGGACUUAAAAAAGGGCUGUUCUGGCUUGUGGGAGGCCUUCUCGUGUCUCUGGUGCGUGCUGACACGACAUAUUCCGAAGUUGGAUGCUACAAACAAUCAGAUUUGGGGUCCGGUCUCAGCUCCAAGGGCUCAUAUACAUACCAAAGCGUUUCGUACUGUCAGAACCAAUGCAGCGGAUCAGACGUCGUGGCGCUUCUGGGAGGCGAUACGUGCUAUUGUGGGUCUUCUGCGUCCAUUUUGGCGUCGGUUUCGGCCGCUGGUUCCGGCCAAUGCAGCACAAAGUGUGUCGGAUGGCCUUACGACACAUGCGGUGGAAGUGGGUAUUUCCAAGUAUAUUUGAAAUCCGGCGUUUCAAUACCGAGCGCCAGCUCCAGUUCCGGUGGCUCCAGCUCCAGCGGGUCCAGUAGUAGUGGUGCAAGCAGUUCCACGAGUGCAGGUUCCAGCUCUUCAAGCGCACCGUCUUCGUCUUCGUUUUCGUCGUCGUCUUCUUCGCCUUCGUCUUCUUCGUCGUCAUCUUCAUCAUCUUCGUCCCAGUCGUCCAGCUCCAGCUCCAGUUCCAGCUCCAGCUCCUCGUCUACGCAAAGUUCUUCCAGCACGAGUUCCACCUCGAGUGGUAGUUCGUCCCCAAGCAGUGGGUCCAGCCAAACUUCCGGAUCCAGUUCCAGUUCUGGGUCUUCCUCGUCGUCGAACUCUCCAACGACCAUGAUAACGUCGGCUAUCACAGUGGCCACUCUUCCAAACAGUAGUCGAUCAACAAUGUAUGUGACCCAGACUACGGUAAUGAGCGCAACAGGAUCUUCGGGACAGACCAAUUCCGGUACUGUAAAAUCUAACAACAACAAGAAAAAGUCACUUUCAGGUGGUGCAAUCGCCGGCGUGGUUAUCGGUUGCAUUUGCGGUGCAUUCCUGGUGGCUGCAUUGGUCUUCUUUCUAUACUGGCGUCACCGGAAACAGCAACAAAUGGAUUUGGAGGAAACAAAACAACAUCAGCCCUACUCUUUCGGCGACAGUGGCUUGCCGGCAAUGGCUGCUGCUGCGCAGCGCAAUGCUUCUUUGCGCCGUUCGUCCUCAGAAGGUGAAAAAUCUAUGAACAAUGAUUACUCUGGUCAAACGCCCGGUUUCGACGAUAGUUUUGGCCGCGUCAGACUCAGUGACGGCUCACUACCAGAUGUUACGCAAGAGCACGGGCCUCUACGAAUAGUCAAUCCUGACGAGCUUGAUUACAGAAAUGGGAACCAUUAA
Molecule: messenger RNA, 1254 nt
Organism: Lachancea lanzarotensis
Lineage: Eukaryota; Fungi; Ascomycota; Saccharomycetes; Saccharomycetales; Saccharomycetaceae
Gene: WSC2
Product: LALA0S02e10286g1_1
Exons: 1
Coding region: 1-1254 (417 amino acids)
Source: RefSeq, a predicted model, not a curated record